AAAAGAAACUUCUUCUUGAUCUUCCUUGAUACUUUAAAUUUUCCACUUUCUUCCCUUCUAUACUCUCCUCUUUUCUCUCUUCUCUCUCUAAAUGAGAGAAAAAUCAAGAGAGAGAGAACAAGGAAAGUAGAAUCCAUCAAUCGGCAGCUUUAAUAUGAAAAACGCAAUCAGAUGCUGCAUUUCUUGCAUUCUGCCAUGCGGGGCGCUCGACGUCAUCCGGAUAGUGCAUGCUAAUGGCCGUGUCGAAGAAAUCAGCGGCACUGUAAAAGCAGCAGAAAUCAUGAAACUUCACCCCAAACACGUCCUCAAGAAACCCUCUUCCUCGUCGGCUGAAGGGGUGUGUCCCAAAAUCGUCGUCGUACCUCCCGACGCGGAGCUUCAGCGAGGCAAGAUUUAUUUCCUCAUGCCCCUUCCGCCGGCGCCGGAAAAAACUCGAUCAAAAACUUCAACCAAGAGGAAAAAGAAAGAAUCCGAUCACAACAACAGUCCCGCGAAGAGUGGAGGAAACAUCUCCGUCACGAACCUACUCAUUUCCGAUCGUUACUUGAGUGAAAUUUUAUCGGAAAAGGUUUCUUCCCAGAGGGAUCGGCGGCGCGGCCGCAUCGGAGUGUGGAGACCCCACUUAGAGAGCAUUUCUGAGACUCCGUCUGAAGCGUGAUUCAUGGCGAGAGUUAAAUUCUUUUUUCUCCUUUAGUAUUUACUGCGUCCGGCUAUUCACUAGGGUUUCCAAACUGAAUACUAGUGUUUAUUGGCUGUAACCUUUUUGUCAUUUAUUCUUCUUUUUUCUUCCUGUUUUUAUCCUUUCGCUUUUAUCCUUUAUUUGUAUAUAAUCACUUAAGCAAAAGGCAAAAAAGAAAAAAAAAAAAAAAAAAGAGAGAGAGAGAGAAUAAAGUUUUCUUCCAGCAGAAUGAAUGAAACUGUAUUGUCAUCUGAAUACCGAUUGCGGCCGGCAGCGUCAGGUUCUCCGGCACCGGAAAGCAGAAGAAAAGGAAAAAAGAGAGGAGUUUUCUCUAUUUGUGUAACAUUGAAAUCACUGGAGUUAUCGAUCGCAGAUGAGAGAUUGUCAUUGAAAAUGAUCCCACUUCUACUGUUGAAUGUUGUCACACUUCUCUCUCGAUCUAUUUAUGUGUUUUUUUCUGUAUACAUAAAAUGAUUAAGCAUAGAUUAUAUAUA
Sesamum indicum (sesame) is the source of this 1173-nucleotide messenger RNA. Its product is annotated as phosphatidylinositol 4-phosphate 5-kinase MSS4-like protein. The record is from RefSeq and is a predicted model, not a curated record. Lineage: Eukaryota; Viridiplantae; Streptophyta; Magnoliopsida; Lamiales; Pedaliaceae.